Thecamonas trahens ATCC 50062 is the source of this 654-nucleotide messenger RNA. RefSeq lists its product as uncharacterized. Gene Ontology annotation, cellular component: EKC/KEOPS complex. Bases 1 to 309 code for a protein of 102 amino acids. Lineage: Eukaryota; Apusomonadida; Apusomonadidae. The transcript is spliced from 2 exons. The record is from RefSeq and is a predicted model, not a curated record.
AUGUACAGCGUGACGUGCCGGAUCCCUGUGGGCAGCAAGCGGCGUGCUGACAUUGUGCUUGGUGCUGUGGGUGUGGAUGCGGAGCUGCGGCCAGAGGUGGUCUCUCGCCAGUGGGCGGUGGAUGAUGAUGGCGUCCUGGCAGUGACUGUGGCAUCGGACGAGCUGCGCGCUGUCCGGGUCUCGUGCACCUCUGUGCUGGAUCAUGUGGCGCUGGCCAUUCGGACGCUGGCGGCGUUUGAUGGAGAGGAUGCAGGAGGUCAAAGCCAGUCGACGGCUGCUCCUGCGGCUAUGGUGGAGAGCGGCAUGUGAUGCGGCGGGCUCGCUGCUCACUUGCGCUUGCGGCCGGUCGGGCGGCGGCGUGACAAGCCGGGACGGUUGGAGGAUGGUGAGCCGGAAGACUUGGCGCCCGAUGAUUGCUCGGCAGCAAGGAGGAGCUUGCCCAUGUCGGUGAUACCCUCGACGCCGUCAUCGCGGGCCCUGCACCAGUCGGCGCCAGCAAGGUGCCGAAGGGCACGAACCUCGUCCAUGGUGCAGCCCUUUGCUCCAAACUGGACAGGGACACGGAGCUUGCGGCCGUUGCGCUCGACGUGGAAGAUCUCUGUCUCGCCGACAAAGGCGGCAUGAAGGACAUGCAUAAAGUGUUGCCGCUCGUUG